CGCCGCCGCCGCCGCCAUGUACUCCGCGAUCCCCGCAGCCGGCCCACUCCCGCGCCGCGCCCGCCGCCCCCCGCCCGGGCGCCCUGUCGAGCCGCCACGGCCCCCGGCGCCCGCCCCGUCUGCAGCCGCACGGCCGCCGCCCCCAGCCCCCGGGUCGCGGCCGCGCGUGGCAGUGAAGAUGGCCUUCCGCAAGGCCUACUCCAUCAAGGACAAGCUGCAGGCCAUCGAGCGCGUUAAGGGCGGCGAGCGGCAGGCCAGUGUGUGCCGCGACUUCGGCGUGCCCGGCGGCACGCUGCGCGGCUGGCUCAAGGACGAGCCCAAGCUGCGCUGGUUCUUGGAGCAGCUGGGCGGCGAGGUGGGCACGCAGCGCAAGAAGAUGCGGUUGGCCAACGAGGAGGAGAUCGACCGCGCAGUGUACUCGUGGUUCCUCGCGCUGCGCCAGCACGGCGUGCCGCUGUCGGGGCCUCUCAUCCAGGCGCAGGCCGAGGCCUUCGCGCGCCAGAUCUACGGGCCCGAGUGCACCUUCAAGGCCAGCCACGGCUGGUUCUGGCGCUGGCAGAAGCGCCACGGUAUCUCCAGCCAGCGCUUCUACGGCGAGGCCCGGCCCCCGGCCCCCGGCCCCGCGCCUGGACCGCCAGUCAAGGAGGAGCCCGCGCUGCCCCCCAGCGCCGGGUCCCUGCCCGACCGUGCCCCGGCCCCGCCGCCCCCCUCCGAGGGCGGAUACGGCGACGAGCAGAUCUAUAACGCCAACGUCACCGGCCUUUACUGGAAGCUGCUUCCGGAGCAGGUCGCGGCCCUGAGCUCAGGUGACCCUGGGGUGAGGGCCUGCGGCCGGCGUUGGCGGGGCGACCGGGUGACGGUGCUGCUGGCCGCCAACCUGACGGGCAGCCAUAAGCUGAAGCCGCUGGUCAUAGGGCAGCUGCCCGACCCGCCCAGCCUGCGCCAUCAUAACCAGGACAAGUUCCCGGCCUCUUACCGCUACAGCCCCGACGCCUGGCUCAGCCGUCCGCUGCUGCGAGGCUGGUUCUUCGAGGAAUUUGUUCCCGGAGUCAAGCGCUACCUGCGCCGAAGCUGUUUGCAGCAGAAGGCUGUGUUGCUGGUGGCCCAUCCGCCCUGCCCAAGUCCUGCCACCAGGAUGCCUGCCCUGGAGGACAGCGAGGAUACCCCCCUGCGGUGCCGGCCUGAGCCCCUCGGGUCGCCCGAGGAGCUGCAGACACCGGACGGCGCUGUGCGCGUGCUGUUCCUGUCCAAGGGCAGCGGCCGGGCGCACAUCCCUGCACCGCUGCAGCAGGGCGUGGUGGCUGCUUUCAAGCAGCUGUACAAGCGGGAGCUUCUGCGUCUGGCAGUGUCCUGUGCCAGCGGCUCCCCGCUGGACUUCAUGCGCAGCUUCAUGCUCAAGGACAUGCUCUACCUGGCUGGCCUUUCCUGGGACCUGGUACAGGCAGGCAGCAUUGAGCGCUGCUGGCUGCUGGGCUUGCGCGCUGCCUUUGAGUCCCGGCCUGCUGAGGAUGGUGCUGGGCAGCCAGCCUGUCAGGCGGAAGAGGCUGCCGAGCACAGCAGGGUGCUCAGCGACCUCACCCAUCUGGCUGCUCUGGCCUACAAGUGCCUGGCGCCUGAGGAGGUGGCAGAGUGGCUACACCUGGACGACGAUGGUCUGCCUGAGGGCUGCAGAGAGGAGGUGGGCCCUGCACUGGCCCUGGCAGCCCCCCCACCCCCAGCCAGCCUGCCUUCUGGCAUGGGAGGUGCAGAGGAGGAGGAAGAGGCCAGCACUUACGUGGAAGCCUCCAUGCCCACGGCUGGGGAGGCUGUCCGGGGGCUGGAAACGGCCCUGCGGUGGCUGGAGAAUCAGGACCCCAGGGAGGUGGGGCCACUGAGGCUGGUGCAACUGCGCUCACUCAUCAGCAUGGCCCGGAGGCUGGGGGGCAUUGGGCACUCUCCAGCAGUCCCCGAUGAUGGUGUGUGACCAUGCUGGUCCAGUGGCCUUUCUCCUGCUCUACUUGGAGGCAGGGAAAACGCACAGUAUCUAAUUUCCCUUUCCUCCCCCUGGGGUAAGCCACCCCCUGGGUACAGGGGUUCCAGCCCAGGUUGGCCUGGAGGGCCUCUGUUGUUGAAAAGUUGUCCUGCCUCAUUGGUUCCCCCCAGUCUCUGGGGGAAUAGCUGGGAGUGAGGUCCCUAGCUCAUACUCCUCUGGGGCAGGUGCCAAUGUGGGGUCUUCUGGCAUGUGAGGCAUAGCACCUAUUAGCAGUUGGCUGUGUCCUGCUCUGGCCUCUAUGGACUAGGCCUGCCUCCCACCACUGCCCAUUACAUGCACUGGACAAGGCCCUCACACUCCUGUUUGUCUAGGGCCCGGGUGCUAUUCAGUCCCCACACUACAGCUAUGGGAUCCUUUUCACCACUUGGUUUUAUUUUUUUAAACACAUUAAAUCCAAUUUUAUAGAUAACUCUUUAGAGGGGCCAUGAGAAGGGGCAGUGUGGUGUGGUCUCCAGGCUGCCCCCCACCCAUCCCCCCGCCCGCAGUUGCUCUGCAGACUGAAGCCCAAAGGGUACAAGUCUAGAGCAGGGGCUGCUCUUAGCACAGUGCCAUAGAGUGGGAAGGGGGACAAAACCCUGCACUCAGGGCUUCUGGAGGGACUGGGUGCAGCAGCGGGGUGUAGAUUCGUCUUGUGUUUUGAGUUUUCCUUACAAAAAUUCCAUUCUGAACAGAUACUUCAUUCCAUAGAAUGAAGUUAAGAGUCUGCAUUUGAGCCCUGGUGAUUUGACUAAUGACAGGGGAAGCUUCCUGAUUCUUCAUGGGCCAUAGACCACUUUUAGAUCACUUUUGCCAGUCCCAGGGCCCAGAGCCACCCAGCCUGCCCCAGAAGAGGCCCCAGCACUGACAGCUACCUGGGCAGUUCACAGUGCCUUAGCCCCACACUCUCCUUGCUCCACCUACCCCAGCAGCCCAUUCAGGCUUUCCCACCUUUUCUGGCACUGCCCAGGUUGUGGCUGAGGAGUUGCUUCUGGGUGGCCCAGUUUGGAAGAGGAGGAAAAGGGCUUUAGUGACUGUCCAGCACUCGUGCUGUUCUGCUACUCAAACUGGGUCUAGGAUCAGAGCCCUGCUGGUGGCAUGGGAUGCAGAUGCCCAUGAUCUCAAGGCAGUGAUGGGGGCUGCCUUUACAGAGGUGUGGCCCCAAAGCCCAGUGAGGGGCAGGGGCCCCCAGGUGCUCUCCCGAGACUUUACCUGCUCCCAAUGUCCUAGUAGUGGUCUAAGUCUUGAGAACAUGGAGUUGGUGAAUGCACAUUGAUGGCGUGUCUGGAAGGAUGGUGGGCAGCUGGAGGGAGUGCCCCUCAAAUACUUUUCCACACAAGUCUAAGAACAAGUCUUUGGGACCACCUCUGUCCAAAAACAUCUCUGUAAACCCCCCAUACAUAUAUCUCAAGUCUGAGAAAUAUGGAAAAUUAGUGAAUAAGAGAAGAGAGUCUCAGCUGACCAGACUCAGCUGUUGCUGGAAUCCACCUGGCCACCUCUGUUUUUGGCCUCCCUGGACCUGCAGACCUAUCCAGGGCUGGCCCUGAGUUUACUGCCCAAUAUCUAUAAACUGGGCUUUAAGAAUUCUGGUGUGUUUUGCCCCAUGAGCCUCCCCAGCAGCACAGGUGCAUAGGGCUGAGAGCAGCUGGUCUCCUGUGUAAAGGCCACACAGGCCAGGUGAGGGCUGUACACCUGGGCUUUGACACAGCUUUUGGUGACUGCCCUUCAGCCUGGCUUUUUGCCACCGUGACUGCUCCUUUGGCAAGGUUUUUGUCUCCAGCCCUCCUCCUAGCUUCAGUCCCUCUUGUUGGCCUGGGCGUGUGUCAUACUGGGCAGGGGAUGGAGGAGCAAGAUUCCAUCUGCCUCACCACUUGUCCCCUCCAUCUGGGGCCCAGGUGGCUCUAGUCUGUUCCCCUAUACCCAGAUGGUCACCUUCCAUAAACAAGGCAGCUGCAAGCUGGUGGGGGUCAAUAGGAACUUCUUAAAGUCUCCCGCCAAGUAAGAGUCUGCCUGUUGGCUCAGAAGACCCUUCAUGAGAGCACUCAAAAGGUCUUUAGCAUAGAGUGCAUGUGUACAGUAGGGCAGAGGCUGAAGUCCCUGAGCCCUGCUUGUGAGGAUGCUCUGCCUGACUCCAUGCGUAGUCCCCUCAUGGAUUCUCAGGGCCUGCUGCCAAGCACAUCAGGCAAUAACCUGGGGCUCUGCUUCACCCCCACCUUCCAGCCACCCACCUGUGUGAAGUGAGGCUAGUGGGGUAGCAGGAGCCCUUUGGAAGGAUAUGUACCCUCUUGGGGCUACAUUUCUGCUUGGCCUCCCUCCCCCUGCACCCCAGUUAACAGCUGGUCCACCCUGGUUUGUGAGCCAGUUGAAGCUGCAAUUCCUUCUUUUAACUGGCCACCUGUCCUACAAGCAUGUGGGGACCCCUGUGGCCUUGGAAGCACAGACAGCUGUCCUGGUUCAAGCAGCAUUGCAGAGGCCACCAGCCCCCACCUCCACUCCUAUUCACAGCUCUGUGAUUAAGAUCAAGGAAGGUAACAGCUCUUAGGGUUGGCAGCUUCUAUCAGGCUUAUUGUGGACUUCUGGGCUUAGGGGAGGGCCAGUAAAGGGAAAGCAUGUAGGACGGUAGGAUGAGAAGCAGACUUCUGCUGAAACCACUGCUGGCUACAGGUGCUUGGGGAGUGACUGGAUGUCAGCUGGGCUGUGAUGUUCAGUGGAAAAGGGGCACCCUAAGUUGGGGAGCUAGUUCUACAAAGAAGGUAUUCUCUUUUACUAUCCAGUUGGCAUUACCUGUGGUGCCCAGUAGGACCUGGGUACUAUCUGCCCCUGGCUGAGUGUGCUCAAGAGCAGGCUUUGGACUGCUUGGGGCCCUCCUAAUGCCAAGCCUGGAUCACAGCUGAGUUCAGUUGGCCAGAGGGCCUAGUAGUGCUUUAUAUAAUAAAAGCUGCACAUGUCAUCUUCAUGAGUACCCCAGUUUGAAAGUCUUAUUUAACUCGACCCAAUGCUUGGAGCAGCCCACAGGAUGCUCCCCAUAGAUAGCUGGGGGCAGGAGGCAUAGGUGUGGAACAACAUUGAUUAAAGGAGGUACCAUGAUCACACAUAUCAGUUUUUGGUCUUUCCUGACAAUGUAAGGCAGAGCCCUGGCUGAUCUACAAUCAUGCCCCUGCCCCCCCACCAAAAGAACUGCCUUUCUUGAAUCAAUGUGUCCUUGUCAUAGGCCACCACCGGCUCCACCAAAGUUCUUCAGUCUGGGAGUGGCCUGCUUGAGGCCAGGACUGGACAACUGAUGUGUCUUCUACCCACCAAGCUGAGUCCACUCUGCUCCCUAGGUGGACAGAUGUUGACUCAAAUUCAGCAGAUGGGCUGCUUGUCAGCGUGAAGGCAGGUAGCCUCCAGAGGGCUGCCCAAAGAGGUCCUUCAGAGUGG
Messenger RNA from Nycticebus coucang (slow loris), 5428 nucleotides. It is a transcript of the gene TIGD5, whose product is annotated as tigger transposable element derived 5. Gene Ontology annotation, molecular function: DNA binding. NCBI's taxonomy places the organism in Eukaryota, Metazoa, Chordata, Mammalia, Primates, Lorisidae. The record is from RefSeq and is a predicted model, not a curated record. Gene Ontology annotation, cellular component: nucleus. The coding region runs from base 17 to 1963 and encodes 648 amino acids. The transcript has a single exon.